Chroicocephalus ridibundus (black-headed gull) is the source of this 6044-nucleotide messenger RNA. RefSeq names its product FYVE, RhoGEF and PH domain containing 4 (gene FGD4). The transcript has 17 exons. The record is from RefSeq and is a predicted model, not a curated record. Gene Ontology annotation, biological process: cytoskeleton organization; filopodium assembly. Gene Ontology annotation, molecular function: zinc ion binding; guanyl-nucleotide exchange factor activity. Lineage: Eukaryota; Metazoa; Chordata; Aves; Charadriiformes; Laridae. Gene Ontology annotation, cellular component: cytoplasm. The coding region runs from base 165 to 2840 and encodes 891 amino acids.
GGGGCCGGCGCGGGGAGGGCGGGGAAGGAGGCGCUGCCCUCGGGGCUAUGCCGGCUCCGUCUUCCCCGGGGCGGGAAGGGCGCUGAGGACCCCGCGGCUUUUCUCUCGCCCCCCCCCCCCCCGACCCUCACUCUGCUUCUCUCCGUGUCUCCCCCGCCCCGAGGAUGAGCGCAGCCGAGGGCACGCACUUCAGGCGGACGGCCAUCCGCAGGAAAUCCAACCCCACCGCUGCCGCUAACGAAGCAGCGCCCACCUGCCCUGCCGGACCCCCGCCGCUGGCGGCCGCCCGCAGGACGCCCGCAGGCAGCAGCAUCUGUCCAAAGUCCUUAAUAUUGUCUAGAUCUUGUACAGCGAGUGCCGCAACCAGGCUUGUUGAGCAGAAUGUACACAAUGAAGCGGCUCAGGGAAUAAAUGGAAGUGUGCCAGUCAAACAAUCCCCGCGUUCAGCUUCAAGUCCAAAGCCACAAGUGCCUCCAAAGCCAAUUCAUCUGCAGAAGGUGUCACCUGUUACAUACCAAAUCCCUAGGCAUAAAGCUUUAUCAGAUCAGAAACCAAGAAUGGAGGAAGAGACACCCACCCCUGCUUCUAGUGUCGCAAAGGAAAAGUCCAGUAAAGUGUCUGAUCUCAUCAGUCGUUUUGAGGGAGGCAGCUCGUUAAAUCCUAGUGAUUUGAAGAAAGAUUCCUCUGUUCUCCACAUUUCUAAAUCUCAAGGAAGAUAUGGGUCAACACCAUCACCUCAGCCAAAACUCCCCUCCCAACACCCACUACAAAAACAGGGAAACAGUAAUACCGACAAAACUCAGGUUGCACAGCUACACACAGCCAACGGAGUAGUAGCACAAGACCAGACAGAAGAUGAGGACAGGGGAUUACCUGAUUGUGGCUCCACUACGUCCACCCCGGUUCCAGAUAAUGCCAUCAACAGCAGCUUGAUAAACGGCGAAAGAGAAAGUACUUCCAGAGAGUCACUGGAAAGUGUGACAGCUUGUGAAGGACAGAUGCUUAACAGCUGCUACAGGACUCCAAGCAGUGAUACACUGCUCCCAUCUGAAAAUGAAACUCUAGCAAUUAAUACUAACGUGAAGGAAGAACCACCCGAGGAAAUCAGUAAGCAAGAUCUACCUGUAGAAAUGAAGGAGACAGAUGAACAGAAACGUCACAAAAUUGCCAGUGAACUUCUGCAAACAGAAAAAGCCUACGUUAGCCGACUUGACCUCCUAGAUGGGGUUUUCUAUUCCAGACUCCUUGAGGAAGCCAAUAGAGGUUCAUUUCCGGCUGAAGUGAUUAACAAGAUCUUUUCUAAUAUUUCAUCAAUAAAUGCCUUCCACAGUAAAUUCUUACUUCCAGAACUAGAGAAAAGAAUGCAAGAAUGGACUACCACCCCCAGAAUUGGAGAUAUUCUGCAAAAGUUAGCUCCUUUCCUCAAGAUGUAUGGAGAGUAUGUGAAGAAUUUUGAUAACGCAAUGGAAUUGGUGAAAACGUGGACUGAACGGUCACCUCAAUUCAAAUUCAUUAUUCAAGACAUUCAGAAGGAAAAAGUGUGUGGAAAUUUGACAUUGCAACAUCACAUGCUAGAACCAGUACAACGCAUUCCACGCUACGAGAUGCUUCUAAAGGACUACCUAAGGAAAUUGCCUCAGGAUUCCUUAGACUGGAAAGAUGCUGAAAAAUCCCUGGAAAUUAUAUCCACUGCAGCAAGUCACUCCAAUAGCGCAAUAAGAAAAAUGGAGAAUCUAAAGAAAUUGUUAGAGAUAUAUGAGAUGCUGGGAGAAGAGGAAGACAUUGUGAACCCUUCAAAUGAACUGAUAAAAGAAGGACAGAUCCUUAAACUCGCUGCUCGCAAUACAUCUGCUCAAGAACGGUAUCUUUUCCUAUUUAACAAUAUGUUGCUCUACUGCGUCCCCAAAUUCAGCCUGGUUGGAUCAAAGUUCUCAGUUCGAACCAGAGUCGGCAUAGAUGGUAUGAAGAUUAUAGAAACUCACAACGAAGAAUAUCCGCACACUUUUCAAGUGUCUGGAAAAGAGCGAACACUGGAGUUGCAGGCCAGUUCUGAACAAGAUAAGGAAGAAUGGAUAAAGGCGCUUCAGAAUACUAUAGAAGCUUUUCAGCAGAGAAAUGAAACUUUCAGAAACGCUAUUGCUAAAGAAUAUGAAGAUGCACCUGUUGAGGUUUCUAACGCUGAGCUUGGGAAGAGAGCACCCAGGUGGAUACGAGACAACGAAGUAACCAUGUGCAUGAAAUGCAAGGAACCCUUCAAUGCACUGACAAGGAGAAGGCACCACUGCCGAGCGUGUGGACAUGUGGUUUGCUGGAAAUGUUCUGAUUAUAAGGCACAUCUCGAAUAUGAUGGCAAUAAAUUGAACAAAGUCUGUAAGGACUGCUAUCACGUUAUAAUUGGUUGUACAGACAGUGAAGAAAAGAAGAAGAAAGGCAUCUUGGAGAUUGAAUCUGCAGAAGUCUCUGGAAAUAGUGUCAUAUGUAGCUUUCUUCAGUACAUGGAAAAAUCAAAGCCUUGGCAGAAAGCGUGGUGUGUUAUACCGAAACAGGAAGCUCUUGUGCUGUACAUGUAUGGUGCUCCCCAGGAUGUUAAAGCUCUGGCUACAAUUCCACUUCUGGGCUAUGCAGUAGAUGACACUCCAAGAAGUGCUGACCUCCCGCACAGCUUCAAACUGACCCAGUCCAAGUCUGUGCACAGCUUUGCUGCGGACAAUGAGGAACUAAAACAGAAAUGGCUAAAAGUUAUCCAUUUAGCUGUCAAAGGUGAGACGCCAGAAUGUGAAAAUGAACUGCAAGUGAAUUCAGAAGAGCAACCUGAAUCUUCUAAAACAUCUGAAUGCUGAAGCUCAAGAAUAUGUGGUAUUUUUAAAAGAUUUCAGUUGAGUUUGUGGUUAACCUUUGUGUUAGCCUUCCUUUGCUCAAUCAAUUAAAAAAAAAAAAGAAAGAAAAAAAGAAAGAAACUUCUUACUACCAUACACAUCUUAGCACUUUAUGUUUGGGAAAAAUUCUGGUCUUUUUAGGGAUCUUUUUCUUAUAUUUAUGUUCUGUCAAUAAAAGUGAUGUACAGGUCCAUUUCAGAGACUUUUUAAAAAAUGUGAAUGCUAUUAAAAAUACUUACUAACUUUACUGUACUACUACUUUGUUGUGAUGCAAAUUUUUUUGAAAAUCCAGUUGCUCUUUGGUUAAUGUUUGCUACUUUCAUUAUGAAUGCAAAUAUUGAAGCUUCCUACUUACAUGUUAGGAUUUGCAGCAGGAUAAAAGAUAUACCUCCACAUUGCCAAAAUAGAUCUGUAGUUAAAUAUGCAGGGACAGUUUGGUUUAAUGUAUGUAGUUUAUAGAUUGAAUUCCACAGAUCUGUAUAUAUGUUGUAUUCACUUGUCUCUUUUUAAUUAAUGCAAAUUGCUUUCACAGGUAUAUUGGCUUUUAAAGUUUCAGUAUAUCAAGGAAACAAUCUAAUGAUUUUUCAAUCUAGAAAUGAAUACCUAAAAUACGAGAAAACAAUAUAUAAUAUAUGUACAUAUUAAAAAUGUACAAUACUUGAUUUUUGCUUUGGUUUCAUGAUACUGGGUUCCUAUUAGUGAAUAAUUUAUUUAAAGAGCAUGUUUUCUAUUUGAAAUUAAACACAGUCCUAAAUUAACAAAUACUGUUCAGUGAUUUGUUUUAAUAGCUGACAUUUAAUGAUCUUGAUAUUUUUAUGCAUUAAAAAAUAGCAGUAAUGUAAGUGGCAUGCAAUGGACAAAUAAGUUCCAGUUGUGUUUAAAAGAGCAGUCGCUUUUAUUCAGUGUCCUACCACUGUCAUCUAAGAGUGCAGUAGUUCGUUACUAAAAUGCAGUAUGUGGUUUGGAAAAGCAACAGAUUCUAGUAACCUUCGGGGAACACGUAUUUUUGCUAUUAUGAUUAUUGGAACAAAGGAGCAUUUUGAACUUAAGUCUUUCAAUUUUUGCAGAAGAUGAGAUAACUGUAAUACUUAUUUAUGACAACAGUCUUCAAGGAUUAUUGCUGUAAAGUGGAGCCUGCUUUAUACAAAUUUAGCAUGAGGUCUGAGCCUGCAAAUCUCAAGUUGCAUUAACUGCCAUUAUUUGCAUUCUGCUUGUAGGAAUAAGGACGCGUUGGCUUUACAACAAGUAUUAAGUCCCUUACGAACUUUUAUAUUCCUAUUAGGGUUUUUAUACAUAGAGGCAAAUGACCUCCCUAAAAUUUUUACUGUAACAUGCUUGGAUGAAAUACAACAAAUUCAGGUAGUGAUUGACUAUCAAGUAGACAAUUAAAAUCAUUGCCAUCUUUCCUUUUCUGACCCCUCAAACGAAGGAAAGUAUGUAACUUCUACAAUGAACUUGUCAUAGGAACAGUCGGGAGUCUUACUUCUCAGUGUAACUGCACUCUGUAUUUUAAACCACAUCAAGCUGAAGAGCUGAGGUUCAAGUCCAGUUUUGUUACUAACAGGGGGGCAGAUCUAAAUUCUCGCUUUUUUAUAAUGAGAUUUCCAGACAAAGUAUUCACUGAACUCCCACUUUGCUCUUUUUUGCAACACUGUAGGGAAAAAAAAUAGUUAUUUAGCAUUUAACAAAGGAUUGUUAAAGUAACCUCUGUUUUUAAUGUCAAGUGUGCAUUGAGUACACAGUGUCUAGCAUUCUUUGGUCAUGCAGCUUAAUGUUAGUGGGCUGGAUUUUGCUCUUACCUGCACAAAUCCAAAAUUUACCAUGGCCUUUAGACCUCAAAGCUUUAAUCUAGUGCUAGGAAUUAUCAGGACAUGGCAUUGUAGAGUACUAACUCUAUAACUGACUUUGUGCCUGUCAGUUCUGAAUUAUUCCUUGGGUGCUCCACGUGUCCAGAUUAUUCAGCAUGUAACCCCAGUAUUACUUUUAUCUGAUGUGCAAGCUCUUCUGUAAUUCUUUAAGAGUUUUUUAAGUUAUUUCUACUGUCAGCUGUAUUUAUCUUUAUUUAUGGGCAGCAUAAGCCCAUUUUGAUUCAUGUUGGUGAGCGCUAUCAAAUCUUCUCCUGGGUCUCCCUAGCUAGCACGUGCCGUCUUGUGUAUAUCUUGGCGAGGGAUGGGGGAACAUUCAGGUAAGCAAGAAGAACUCUCCAUGGCUAACUUUCUUUGGUCAUCUCCUGAAAGUGGGUAUCUUCUAAAAGAGUCUCAAGUGCAACUGCGGCAUCUGGAGGGUUGUCUUACCACAUCCUCGUGUGUAAAAAACAUUGUUUCCCAUGUUUAAGUUGUUGAGUGUAAGGGGAGAAGUUGCCUUAAGGGCGUCCCCAGAUAAGAUGGAGUAAGCUAUUCUGAAAGUAAUAUGAUGGUAUGACUGUAAUCAUGUAGGAUAUUCUGUUUUCUAAGCUCCUGCAAACUUACUUCUGAGCCAAGUAGGAAGACCUAUUCGAGCUAAAUGAUUAAGGAAAUGAUUAGAAGCAGUAAUUUCUGUGCUGCCUUAUUGUUAUAGUGGUAUUGAGCAUCUGACGCUGCUUGAAUGAUUUCAGCAUCUCCCAGAGGAAGCCCUGCAUUUGGGCACAAACAAUUUGAAAUGAAGUUAGCAUUGGGAGUUAUUUAUAUGGAUGUUAACCUCGCGUUUGCUCUCAGCCAUUAAAGUUUAUAUAGUGCAGGAUAUUUCGUUUACCCUAGUGAAACCUAUUUCAUGUUCUCAUUAUCAAUUGCUUGGUUGGAAUUGUUCUUUUUCUGAGUCAGAAUGCCUCGGCACUCAAAUGUAUGGUUCUGUGUGUAUUUUGUAGGAGAAGUAUGUACCACUAAUAUUAAAGGCGAUCAGAAGAUGGAGAAGUUUCUGCUAGAUUUAACCGCCCUGUUUUACUCUAUUCUCUACAGGCAAGCCCCCCUUACAACAUCCAGAACUUUAAAUUAUAAAUUACGACCACAGAGGAACAAAUUCAAAGUAGUAACUGCUGCGGCUUAAGUACCAUGACAAAAGCAGCCAAAUUAAAACUAUCAUUCUAACAAGGUAUAGGCUGUUCCCAUUCCAGCUGUUGGAUUCUUUUAAAAAAAAAAAAAAAAAAAAAGGCAUGACAAAUAUUAGCAUAAAGCUGUGUGUGUAAGGAAUAAA